UUCACCAACCAUCAGUCAAAAGAUGCACAUAUAUAAAAAUAUAAAGGAGAUUGCUUCUUCUCCAAGGUGGUAAUCAAACAGAUCAAAAAGAGCACGAGUCGAGCUCGAGUACGUAGUUGUAAAAUAUUAAUGCGGAUCGUGUACGUGUGCGAAGAGGAGGAGAGGGAGUUAGGGAGAAAGGCAGCGCCGGGAAGCUGUCCAUGCUGCGGAGGGAAAGUGCAGGCUGUAGACAUUGAAGGGAAGGGCAGAUUCUGCUAUCUUCCCGUCUGCUUCAGGAUCAAGACCAAGUAUUUCUGCACUCUCUGUUCCAAACGUUUGGUCUUUUGCUCCCACAUCCAUCACUUGUAGUUAAUCACACGAGAUCCGAUUUGCUGGAAAGAAAACAAGAGCAACAGUGUCGGGCAGUGGUUGUCAGUUUAGAUCUAGUAAUACAUGAAAUUCAUCUACCAUUGAUUGAAGUAUACUUUGGAGAAAGGAAAAAAACACAAGUUAAUUGUUAACUUCAUUAAUUCUUGAAAUCCGCA
Messenger RNA from Sesamum indicum (sesame), 524 nucleotides. RefSeq lists its product as uncharacterized. The record is from RefSeq and is a predicted model, not a curated record. NCBI's taxonomy places the organism in Eukaryota, Viridiplantae, Streptophyta, Magnoliopsida, Lamiales, Pedaliaceae.